UCCAACAGAUUUUAUGUAAUUUACUCUUUUUAAAAAAUUUAUUAGGGACUUUUAUUUUUCGGAUGGUGAAUUUUUUUUUUUAUUUUUUUUAUCCUGUGAAAAAAGAUGCCCUUUACGGUUGACUUGACUCAGAAACUCAACUGUUGGGUUGUCUCCAACUACAGCAGGUCUAUGCCCAAAUCUCGGAGAGAGAGAAAGAGAUAUUUGAGCCUUGAUGGAGAGAAAAAGACAGAGGACGAUUGUCUCUGAAAUGGAGUCUGAUCAAGCAGUGGGUCCAAGUAAGAGGAGGAUUGUAUCUGAAUUGGAGUUUGAGGCAAGGGCAAGUUCAAGUUCAUGCAGAGCAUCACUUCAAAGAGGUGAAUACGAAGUCUUCUUGAGUUUCAGAGGUCCAGACACUCGCUACACUUUCACCGAUUAUCUCUACAACGAUCUCAAAGGUGUCGGAGUUCGCACCUUUCGAGACGAUGAUGAGCUUCGCGUCGGAGAAGAGAUCGGCCCGGAGCUGCUCAAAGCAAUUACAGAAUCAAAGAUCUCAAUCCCAAUUUUCUCCAAAACGUAUGCUUCGAGCAAAUGGUGCCUCCAAGAGCUUGCCCAGAUGGUGGAGUGCAGGAGAACUAAAGGACAAGUCAUUGUACCCAUUUUCUACGACGUCGCGCCGUCGGUUGUGAAGCUUCAAUGUGGGGAUUACAAGGAUGCGUUUCUCGAGCACGAGAGGUCUUUCGAUGAACACACUGUUAACAAUUGGAAGGACGCAUUGAGAGAGGUCGGAUCACUCAAGGGUUGGGAUGUGGAGAAAGAAGCUUAUGGGUACCAAGGGAAACUAGUAAAAGAGAUCAUUGUUCCAGCAGUGUUGCUAGAAUUGAAGAAAAACUACAUGGUUGUACCUCACAACUUGGUUGGAAUCGAUCAUCACGAAAAAGAAAUGAUGAGAUUGUUAGAUGUUGACACCAGUGAUGUAAGAAUUGUGGUUAUUCAUGGCAUGUGUGGUAUUGGCAAGACGACUAUUGCCAAGUUCAUCUACAACAAACUCUUGAAGAGUUUUGAGUGUCACAGCUUCCUUUCUGAUGUUCGAGAAAUGGCGCAAAAACACCAGGGUCUUGUUAGUUUGCAAAAACAGCUUCUCAACGACACUCUAAAUUGGAGCCCUAACAUUGCUAAUGUUGACAGCGGUUUAAUAAUGAGCAGAAACAAAUUUCUUAACAAGAAAGUUCUCAUUGUUCUUGAUGAUGUGAAUGGCAGUUCACAAUUUCAUUCUCUUGCGGGAGAGCGUGGUUCAUUUGGUAGAGGAAGUAGGAUCAUUGUUACAACUAGAAACAAAGAUCUUUUGAAUGCUCUUGAAGUUGAUGGGACUUACGAACCCCCAAUAAUGAAUCAUUUGCAAUCUCUUCAACUUUUCAGCAUGCAUGCCUUUAGAAGGGAGUCUCCUCCAAAAGACUACGACAAUAUCUCUAGAAAGGUUGCAUCUUCAGCUGCAGGGCUUCCUCUAGCUCUUGAGGUUAUAGGUUCAUUUCUAUUUAAUAAAGAGUUAGAGAUAUGGGAAGGUACAUUGAAGGAGUUGGAGGAAACACCGCAUGAUGAAGUCGAGAAAAAGUUGAGAGUAAGUUAUGAAGCAUUAAAUCAUAGGCAACGACAGAUAUUUCUCGACAUUGCUUGUCUUUUUGUUGGGAUGGAUAAAAGAACUGUAUUUUACAUGUGGCGGGAUUGCGAGUAUCAUCCAGAGAAAGAAUUCAAUGUCCUUUGCCUCUUGUCUCUAGUAAAAGUAGGAGAUGCUAAUAAGCUGAGGAUGCAUGAUCAGCUUAGAGCUCUUGGGAGGAAAAUUGUCUGUGAAGAAAUGGUUCUGGGAAACCGUAGUAGGUUUUGGAAGCACGAUGAAGCCCUAUAUAUUUUGGAGGAACAGAAGGGAACAGAAAAGGUUGAGGCUUUAAGUCUUCGCUUUGAAUUAGGAUCACAAAAAAAGCCUUGCUUUACAAGUGAGAAAUUCACAAAGCUAGCAUAUCUAAGGUAUCUCCAGGUGGAUGGUGCAGAACUUGUUGGGGAUUUUGAGCGUCUUCUAUCGUGGUUAAGAUGGCUUAAGUGGCGUGGUUGCCCUUCCUACUUCAAAAUAAUCAAUUUUCAUAUGAAAAAUCUAGUCAUUCUUGAUCUAUCAGAUAGUGGCAUCACAGAAGACUGGGGGGGUUGGAAUCAAAUCAAGAUGGCAAAUAAGCUGAAAGUUCUACAACUGGCUAAUUGUUCUUUGAGGGAAACUCCCGACUUUUCAUCUUAUGCAACUUUGGAGAUAUUGAUUCUUCGUGGAUGUAAAAGUUUGUUCGAAAUUAAACAAUCCAUUUGUAGUCUGAAGAAUUUGAAAGUGCUUGACAUUUCAUGUGCUGAAAUAAGGAAGUUACCUGAUGAAAUUUGGAUGUUACAGAAUCUGGAAGUGAUGGAUGCCUCACAAUGUCAUUAUUUGGAGGGGGGUAUUCCUGGUAAUAUGGGGAAUCUAUCAAAUUUGAGCUUCUUGAGCUUUUAUGAUUCCAAAAUUCAAAGCCUACCAAAGAGCAUAUUGGGGCUCACUCGACUCCAAACCCUCAAUAUUGGAGGCUGCACAGAGCUUGAAUUGCAGCCAGGGCUUCCCUCAAGUAUAAGGAUUCUGAAUGUCACUUAUGUCCCUAACCUUACAAAUCUGGUUAAUUUACAGGAAUUACAAUUGUCCGAGUGCCAUAAUGUUGUGGAGAUUCCUAGAGAUAUUGGGAGAUUAUCCAACUUGGAGAAACUGACCUUGGAUCAUACGAACAUAAGGUCCCUACCAGAAGAUGUUGGUGUCCUUUCUCAGCUGAAGGUACUUGAUGUACGGUUCUGUGAUGAUCUCCAAUGUAUAUUGGGGUUACCCUCAAGUCUAGUUGAUUUAUCCCUUGCAUUUUGUGAUUCAUUGGAAAGAUUGCCGGAUCUAUCAAAUUCGAAAAAUUUGUUGACUUUGUUGCUUAAGAAUUGUGAGAAGCUGGCAGAGGUUCAAGGGCUUGGAGAAUUAGAAUCAUUGACUAGUUUGUACAUAUUUGCGUGUGAUAUGCUAGCUACCUCUGAAAACAUGCACAAUUUGUCAAACUUAAAGAAGUUGGAGAUAUUAUCUAUUAAUAAUUGUUCAGAACUUGAUAAGGUCCAAGGGCUUGGUGGAUUGGAAAUGCUGAAAUAUUUGGAUUUGCGUGGUUGCGAGAACUUACAUAAGAUUGAGGGUCUUGAGGCUUUGAAAUCUUUGGAGAUUUUGGACGUGUUAAGGUGCACAUCAUUGGAAACAAUACCACAUCUUCCAAACACAUAUGUACGACGGUCCAAAGAUCAGAUCAGUACAGCCAAUUCACAUCUGUACAGGUAUUGGACGGAUUUGAGAGAGAAAAAAUUGAAUGUGCGGUUACCGGUGUUCAGUGGAUAUAGAAAUGAAGCUACAGAAGAAGCAUUGUUGAAGGCUUGAAGCAAUUGUAGCUUAUACGGUGCAUAAGAGAUCCUUUCUUCCUCCUCUUUUUUCUUAUUAUUUAUUUAUUUUCUUUUUUAGCUAGUUCUAAAAUUCAAAAUAAAUUUUGUAAAAGCUACCGUUUGAAUUGAAAAUAGGGGGGAGUGGCUUCUGGUUUCUUUUUCUUAAUUCAAAUUUUACAAAAUAAAUUUUGUAAAAGCUACGUACGUCUAAGUUCUUGAGACUUUUUAUCCAAAAGGCGACUCGGGAUAAUUUGGCAAAAUUUUUAAUCUUGGAAUUGCUUGCUUUACAAAAGUAUCCUCUAGUGGCUCGGUAAAUGCUGCAGUUUUAGCCGAAUGAUGCUACUGAAUUGUAUUAUCCCGUUGGCUUGGCUUGGAAAAUUAACUUGGCUAUUGGGUAGUCUUCAGAUUAUUACUUUCACAUUCCAGAGAGAGGGUUUGCAGAUCCAUUGCCAUAACUCCAUAUAUAUAUAUAUAUAUAUAUAUAUAUAUAUAUAUAUAUGGGUUAAAUGCAUAAAACACUUUGACGUAUAUUUUGUGUAGCACUUUCAACUCCUAUUUGAAAAAGUGUACUAAAACUACCCCUAUUUUUUUAAAACUGUAAUACCCUUUUUACUCUUUCAAAAAUGCCAAAGGGUGUGUAAGCUAAUAAUUUCAUUGUAUAGAGGUGUUAUGUGAACAUUAACUAUAUUUAAUUAACUUUUAAGAAUUUUCUUACCUUUGCGAAAAAGAAAAUUUCUCUCUAUAUAUUUCCGCUAACGCUGUAUUAUCUCUCUAAAAAAAAAAAAAAAUUGUUGUCACAGUUACCAAAUUAAUGUACAGUAUAUUAUAUGGAAUGAAAACCUUCGUUCCU
Cornus florida is the source of this 4294-nucleotide messenger RNA. RefSeq names its product disease resistance protein RUN1-like. Gene Ontology annotation, biological process: signal transduction; defense response. Gene Ontology annotation, molecular function: ADP binding. Lineage: Eukaryota; Viridiplantae; Streptophyta; Magnoliopsida; Cornales; Cornaceae. The transcript has 5 exons. The coding region runs from base 215 to 3442 and encodes 1075 amino acids. The record is from RefSeq and is a predicted model, not a curated record.